AUGGAUAUUAAUGAUGACCCUAAUGAUGAGCAUCUUGCAAGUUAUGACAUUCAGCUCUGUAUUCAGGAGUCCAUUGAAGCGAGCCAGGCUGUAUCUUAUCCUGAAAGAUUUGUACCACUAAGUGAUCAAAACAGAAAGCUUGUGGAGGCCAUAAGGCAAGGCCACAUUCUUGAGCUCCAGGAGUAUGUGCAGCAUAAAUAUGCUCUGGAUGAAGCUGAUGAGAAAGGAUGGUUCCCAUUGCAUGAAGCUGUUGUUCAACCCAUUACACAGAUACUUGAGACUGUUCUGGACGCAUCCUAUAAGACACACUGGGAAUUCAAAACCCGUAAUGGGGAAACACCCUUGACUCUGGCAGUCAAAGCUGGUUUGGUGGAAAAUGUCAAGACAUUGCUAGAAAAAGGGGUCUGGCCCAACACCAAAAAUGACAAAGGAGAGACGCCUCUUCUGAUUGCUAUAAAAAAGGGCUCCUAUGACAUGGUAUCUGAACUGAUUAAAUACAACACCAGCCUUGACCAGCCCUGUGUCAAGCAAUGGUCAGCAAUGCACGAAGCGGCUAAGCAAGGCCGCAAAGAUAUUAUAGCCCUGCUGCUGAACCACAGAGGCGACGUCCACCUGAGAGACGGAUUUGGAGUGACACCGUUAGGAGUUGCUGCUGAGUACGGCCACUGUGAUGUGUUAGAACAUCUUAUUCACAAAGGUGGUGAUGUGUUUGCUUUGGCGGAUGAUGGGGCAUCUGUGCUAUUUGAGGCAGCAGGAGGCGGAAACCCUGACUGCAUUUCCCUCCUGCUGAAAUACGGAGGAAGCGGCAAUGUGCCUAACAGGGCAGGGCAUCUUCCAAUACACCGAGCUGCCUAUGAGGGACAUUACCUUGCUCUGAAAUAUCUUAUCCCAGUCACAUCCAAACAUGCAAUCCAGAAAAGUGGCCUAACCCCAAUUCACUCAGCCACAGAUGGACAAAAUGCUCAGUGCCUCGAACUGCUCAUUGAAAAUGGUUUUGACGUCAAUGCCCUGCUCGCGGACCACAUUUCCCAGAGCUACGACGAUGAGAGGAAGACUGCACUGUAUUUUGCCGUCUCUAAUAAUGAUGUCCACUGCACGGAAAUCCUUCUGGCUGCAGGUGCAGAGCCCAACUUAGAUCCCCUCAACUGUCUGCUGGUGGCAGUGAGGGCCAACAGCCACGAGAUUGUCCGGCUGCUUCUCUCCUACGGAGCUAACGUCAAUUGUUAUUUUAUGCAUGUGAAUGACACUCACUUUCCCAGUGCCAUUCAGUAUGCCCUAAAUGAUGAGCUUAUGCUGAGGCUCCUGCUGAACAAUGGCUACCGGGUGGAGCUGUGCUUUGACUGCUUGCACGGUGACAUCUUUGGAAAUUCAUUUGCGUGGUCAGAGAUGGAGGAGGAGGAACUGCCAGGAUGGACAUCAUGCAUAAUAAAAGAUAACCCAUUCUGUGAGUUUAUUACAGUUCCAUGGAUGAAGCACCUGGUGGGCAGCACCGUCCGUAUACUCAUAGACUACAUGGACUACGUCCCUCUGUGUGCCAAACUGAAGUCUGUGCUAGAAGCACAGAGAGAAUGGCCAGAAAUCCGCCAAAUAAUAGAGAGUCCUUGCUCAUUAAAGCAUCUGUGCCGGUUAAAAAUUCGUAGAGUUAUGGGACUUCAGCGACUGUGCCAGCCAGCCUCCAUGGAGAAGCUUCCCCUCCCAGCAGCGAUUCGGAGAUACUUAUUAUUUAAAGAAUAUGAUCUCUAUGGACAACAGCUGGAGUUAAUGAUAUAA
Molecule: messenger RNA, 1770 nt
Organism: Psammomys obesus (fat sand rat)
Lineage: Eukaryota; Metazoa; Chordata; Mammalia; Rodentia; Muridae
Gene: Asb15
Product: ankyrin repeat and SOCS box containing 15
Exons: 9
Coding region: 1-1770 (589 amino acids)
Biological process (GO): intracellular signal transduction
Cellular component (GO): cytoplasm
Molecular function (GO): protein binding
Source: RefSeq, a predicted model, not a curated record